Messenger RNA from Patiria miniata (bat star), 2575 nucleotides. RefSeq lists its product as uncharacterized. Bases 161 to 877 code for a protein of 238 amino acids. The record is from RefSeq and is a predicted model, not a curated record. The transcript is spliced from 6 exons. NCBI's taxonomy places the organism in Eukaryota, Metazoa, Echinodermata, Asteroidea, Valvatida, Asterinidae.
UUGUCGUGACGCAGGUACCAGAUCAACUGUAAAAUUGUUGCCAGAGUUGCAUUUUUGCAGCAAUGAUCAGCAAAAUUCGGCAGCAGGCGCUCAAACCAGUCGGUGGAUCUCUAGCCUUCCAGCAAUUACUUCUCAGGACGACACUGGUGUCCAUUCCAAGAUGGCAGAGAACGAGUAUAAAUGUGCCAUGGUCACGCUCGGGGUGAUACACAUUAUCGAUGGGAUAGUGCUGCCCAGUCUUUGGGGCGUAUCGUGGAUCUGGGUCUACUACACCGCCACAGAUUUUGCCGGCCCAGAGGUUUGGGGAAGCAUUUUGUUCUUCAUUCCUGCGGGUAUUCUCGGAAUAAUUGCCGGAGUUUCCAAGAACCGGGGAGUGGCGAUUGCGAGUAUGGUGAUGAACAUUUUGGGAGGAGUUGUCGCACUUGUCGUUAUAAUCCUAUUGGCAAUAGUCACCGGAAUCGACUCCACGAGCUCCCAUAGUUUCGCCCUUGAUAUAGUGGUGGACGGUAUUUCAAUCAUCGUUGCCCUUUUAGAGGGCGUGGUUUGCAUCGUGGCUGCUGUCUACUCAUUCCGGGUCUUCAGGGUGGCCCCCCGACCAACGCCAUCUACUACUGUGGUUUACAAUGCCGCGGCGUACCCAGCCGGGCAACAGUACCCGGCCCAGCCUCUCCAGACACAAUACGCCGGUCAGCCAGUGCAGAUGCUAUACACAGCGCAACCAGCGCAGGCACAAUACGCGGGCCCGGGAGGUCAGGCGCCGCCGGACGCCGCGGGUCAGCAGCAGGCACCGGUGCAGUACGCCACCGCGCCAGCACAGGAUCAGUACGCUGCACCUCCACCAACGGAAGAAAAGCACGGCGGACCACCGGAAGUGUAAACAUAAAACGAAGCCAGCCAAGCAGCGUCUGCCAUCUUGGGUCAACCAUGACGCAUGCGUAGUUGCCUUAACGCGAUUAUUUUAACAGGUAGUUGCAAUUUGAUUUCUUCUGCAGAGUUAAGGCGCGAAAAUAAGAAUUGUAUUUUCUGAUCAGUUUUUGUGUGUGGAAUGAAUCAAUCUUUAUAGAGAGGUCAACAACCAAAGAAUAAUUGAUCAUUACGGGAGUUUUUGUUUUUGAAGUGGAAAUAAAACAAUAGAAGAAAGUGAUUUUUGGGGGAUCCAGGAUGGCGGAUCUGUUGCUUCAAGGUGCAUUGGCCAGUUUGUUGCAGCCAGUUCAAUUAGUAUAGAGGUCAGUGGGUAAAUUCCAUGGAGCUGUUAUGCCUAGUAAGAAUUAUUUGCUUUAGCAAAGGCAGGUUACCAGCAAAACUGUAGAUGUUUAUUGCUUGUGAUUGGUUUUCAGCAUACUAAUAAUUAGUACAUUAUAUAAAACCUACAUUUGCUCAGAAAUGUAAAGGGCUUAAGCAGCUGUACUGGACCUGUUAUCAAACUACUCCUUCCAUCCCCCUUAACAAAAUAUUGCAAGCUUCUGGUAACCAGUUUUUUGUAAACCACGAUCUCAAAACUUUUGAAUUGCAGGGCCGUACGAAAAAAAAACUGGAAAACAAAUUAUGGGAACUCAUCGUCCCCCAGGGAAAUUUAUCAUUGCAUUGCGAUUAGGAAGUUUGUUUUAUCUUUAAAAAAAAUUGUAGCCACGAGACCUCGGGGACCUUCCAAAUAAUUAGGCAAAACAUUUAAUGAGAUGCACUUUUAUGUAAUAUUUUUUUUGUAGCAUAUCAUGUGUUUUCGUCGUCUUUGAAACUGACAGUUACAUAAAAACACUGCCUUUAAGUGUGUUUUGCACUAAAAACGCAAAGAUCAAAAAGAAAUGUAGUGGAAUACGGAUAGUAGUUUCGGCCUUCAUUGUAUUAAGUGUGAAAAAGUGUGUUAUAAUUUGCUAAAGUUACUAUUUUUAAGGUCAUUGUAUAAUUUGUAAAACUCUUUAGCAUUUUAUUAUCGCAUACGCAGAGUUAUUAGUUACUUUUGCAAGUCAUAAUAUCGUUUUUCCCCUCUUCCAACCGUUUUUAACCAAUUGAACGCACACCAUAACUGUCAUUUUUAGUAAAACCGUUACGACUCGCGUCUAAAAAAUAGCGAUUUGAAACACUCCCGGCGCAGUUUAUGAUGAGUCUUUGGUUACUGCAUCAUAACUUUCAUCAUGAAUGCAGUUUUAUGAAUUCUCUUAAGAAGCAAGUUAUUUUGCGCUACCGUUUUAAGAAGAAGACCCCCAAAAAUAAUUCUUCUGUAUAAAUGGAUCGAUGUUUUAACAUAAAUUAUUGAAAUAGUUUAUUUUCUCUUUGUAAGUGACUGUAAGUUGUUUUGUGGAUUUUUUUAAGUCUUUAAACUGUUAUAAGGCACGGGAUGUAGAAUUUCAUGUUUUUAAUCAUGAUGGUUAAUUGAAAUGAAUUCUUCUGUUUAUAUUUAUCGUUUUUGCAUCUUGCUUUUAUACAGGCGUAAUAAAUAGCUCAAGAAGGUAUAAAAACAAAUCUUCGUACUCACAUGUAGCUUGGCUUAUCUGCACCUCCACUUUGCUUUAGUGUAAAUGUUGGCCCGUAGCUGUCCAGUGCAUAUCAAAAUCACUGCGUUCUUCCUUUGCGCAGU